CGUUUCGACGUGCCCGCUUGUUGCCAUGGCAACGUAAAGUGAACGGCCAACGUUUGCGAGAAUGACAAGCUAAUGGCUAAUGCUAAUUAAUGUUUUGUCACCUUAACGUGAUUUACCGUUCACUAUAUAACGAUAACUUACGAUAACUACUAACGGCAACAGGAGUAGCUAGUUAUACCUGAAGUAUUUUUAAAAAAACAAUUUGUUUUAUACUAUGUUUGUUAGCUAACUGGCUAGGUUACUUAGCUAAUCCUGUGAAUAGGAUAAUGUAACGUCAGCACAAAAUAACGCCAGAUUAUUAUAAUAUUACUUUAAUACAUUAUACUAAUGCUUUGGUGACAUUAAUUGAUAUUAAAUCACUUAAGAUUAAAAUGGAUAAGGCAGCGGUUUGCAGCACCAGCCGUAAUACCAUAAGGACAGAUCUCACUUUGCUGCUUGAGUGUCUGAAGUUUCAGAUGAAGUGUCCUGAUUUGCAGAAACAAGCUCUCCUUGCCAUUCACUCAAUCUGUGAAAAGAGAGAGGACGCUGUGGACAUGCUGAGAGAAAUAGGAGGAGACACAUUUAUUUAUAACCUUGCCAAAUCCAAUAUUGUUUGUUCAGAUGUUAAGGAGACUGCGCUCUUCACGCUUGGGACGCUAGCAGAGGCCAAUGUGUAUUGCAAGAAUUCUCUGUGCAGAAAAGAGACAUUUGCAGAGAUCGCCAAAUGGCUGAUGAAAGACAUCCCGCUGACUCUGAAGAGAGUGUCUGUCUAUUUGCUGUCUGUAUUGGUAUCCAACAACAAAUCAGGACAGACUUUAGCUCAAACUACUGGCUGCCUGGAUAUUCUACUAGACCUCUUCAGGGCCACUUUCCCCCUUUCCACAGAUGCUACUUUGAGACCAACUAAUGCUACUCAGACCAACCAACUAUGGGCAUCUGUGUCUAGUGCUCUCUGCGGAUGUGUCAACAAUCCACAGAAUGACGAGGGUCAAAGUAUUUGUGUGGCAGCCUUUCCAAUAAUAAAAGUCUGGCUUGAACAGAUUACUAUGCCACGCACUGAGAUUUUUCAACCCAUAUGUUCCUUCAUAGCAAUGACAGUUGCCAACAACGCCAGCGUUCAGGAGAGUUUUUCUGCCUCAGGGUGCCUCAAUACUCUUGCUCUUGCACUGGUUCGUCUAGCUCCUGCCUCGGAUACAAGCUUGUUGUCGUGCCAGCUUUCUGUCACUAUAACCAAGACCCUGUCAGCCUGCAUCACAGAUAACUCUACUCUGGCUUCAGGUCUGUCUCAGUAUGGCAUGGUUACCCACCUCUUCAACUUGCUGGCUAGUCCACACUUGGACCCCGAGGACAGGCUUUCUGUUUUACUCACACUGGGCCACUGCACUGAAGCCUCUGAGGAACACCAGUCCCAGUUGGUGCAGUGUGGAGGUUUGCCUGUUAUCAUAACGCUACUCACAGAGGAUACAAGCGAGGAGGUUAGAAAGGCUGCUACAUUCAUAUUGCAGACCUGCAAAGAGGCCACCAUGUCCUUGACAGUGCCUGGUCUGAUAUCAGGAGAGGAUGGGAAUGCGGAGCCUCUUACAAACUUGGAAGCAUUCAGGAGCUCAGCCAGAGAGCUGCUGUACAGGAUCGACCUGCUAACGAAGACACAGGCAAAGGAGGAUGAGGAUGAGCAGGAAGAUGCAGACCCAUCGGCUUCAACUCUGCCUCCAGUCUUACCUCUGCUUCUGCAGAAGGAGGAGAACAUUAAAACUAUCCCCACUGCAUACAAACAAAUCAGCACUCAUAUGCAUGUAGAAGCAGGGGGUGACAACAGCAUCAAAUCUCAAACUGUCAAAAAUGUGAUGAAUGAAAAUGAACUGAAAAAUGUGAGCUCCGACUUAAGUAUGCAGGAAGAGAGGGCUGCGACCAGCGCAGGCGAUGUGUGGUGCUCAGUGUGCAAGGGCACUGGAGUCCUCGUGUCUUCCCGUCAGCAGUCACUAGAGGGAGGCAGAGAGCCUCAUACAGCAGACACUCAGUUGUUUAAACCCCCAGCACCAGCGCCAAAGAGGCACAGUGUGCCAACAGAAAUGAAAUGUACCGAUAAAGAAGGGUUGCAGGGCUGUGAGAUGAGUAAGGCGGGCAAAAUCCCAGUAAAGAAGCAUUCAUUUGCUCAUAUCCGUUGUGCAGGUUGUGUGAUGCGUUUUGAGGAGGUGACCAGCCGCACUUUUGCGUCUCUCCAAAGCUCCUGCCGCCACAGCUGUGACAUUCACAAGGUUCUUCAGGAGGCCACAGAGCGGUACAGGACUCGUAACUGCAGCCUUCUGUUCAGGAGACAGCACCAAGACAUGACUGCAGACUCAAAGAGGGUUUCAGCAGCAGAGCCACAGAGAAAGUGGAAAAACUGUAGCGAGGUCCGCUUGACUCCAAUGCGUAAAGGAGCAGAGAAAGGCAGGAGCUCCAAGAAGCUCAAUGCUGUCAUAGACAUAACUUUAGCUCCACUGUACCGAGAACCUAAAAAGGACGCACUGACCUCUUAUAGGAAAACAGGUCCGAGCUUGACUCCUCUGAAAAGGCCAAUCUCUUGAAGUGAAAGAAGAAAGACACUGGCCGUGAGGAGGAAAUGCAUUACCUGGGGUGCGGAGUAAAGACUUCCAAAACUGCAUUUAGAUGAACUGUCUGAAUGUUGUCUUGUCUUCAGAAAGGUAACGCCCAGGAUGCCGGUCCUGAGAGCCUAGAUCUGCCCCUUAAUAAUGGCCCUCUGUAAAUUUAGUACUUUAUAUAUGGGUUGUGUUGUCUUCAAAAGAGUUUUUGGGCAGUUUGAGUAAACUUUGAGUAAAGAGCAUUUUAAAGUUGUUUUGUUAUUGCACUGCCUAUUAAUGAAUCACCACUGUGUUGUCACAUGUAUAUCUGCAGAUCUGCCAGAUUUGAUUGCAACAGCGCAAUGAGUUCAUUAGUUGUGACAGUGAAAAAGCCUAACCCUUUUUCUGAUUUCUGUACAAUAACCUGUUUGGCCUGGUCUGAUUUGUUGUGUACCAGUUUGGAUGAUAGAGGAUCGUGCUGUUCAAAAAAGCAAAUAAAGUUUCUGCACUUGUGUUAAGAAAACAAAUAUUAUAUGUGUUACUUCCUUGACAUACGGAGUCAUGUAAACAAAGAUAAAGUUCUGUUCUCUUUAUUUUCUGUCCAUAGCGAGACAGGAAAUCAACAAGGAGAGUGGGGACUCAAGUCAGGCACUUUUGUUUAUUGAGCGUAAGCCUCUGGUAUGACAGGAAUCACAAAUAGUGCAAAUCAUGCUGUUUAUCUGUUCUGUGUACAUCAAGAAGCAGCACAGUCUGCUGACUGUAUCCUCCUAAAGCUAGCUUAACUGAGAUCGCUGUCUGAAGAGUGCCUCUCCCAGUCCACGGGGACUCAUCUGUGUGUUGCCAAAACCAUGGGACUUAAUAGACUGCCAAUGCCCUGAGGCGUAGCCUGUUAAAGUAAGGUGUGGCUGGACAAGACAAAAUGUUUGGGACUUAUGGAUUAUGAGUUACGCAACUGGAGAAGACAUAACUCUUGCACCACACUGAUUUACUGAUCCCGAUGAAAUACUGUGCUUUAAAAAGUUUAAAUGGAACAGUAUAAUCCUAAGUAUUUAGGCAGGCAGAAGUGGCCUCUCAUACCAAUCCACUGACUACUUCGUAAAGAUGUUGGGAUAGCAAUGCAGUGAGGGCAGGGGGAGUGUGGUGGGAGAGGCAUGUGAGGAGCAGAUUUCUCAUGGACUGAAACGCGGUCACACUGAAGACUUUUGACCCAGGCCCCCCGAAAACCUCCUUCCUCUGGAAAGAAUGUUGCUUCGUCUCUCCCCCCUUCUUCUGCUCCCUCCCCUCUCGUCCUCUCUCCCACGAGACUGUGAAGGCACUGUCUUUCUUACAUGGUCUGUGCUGUAUUGCCUGGAAUUUAAUUUCCAUGUGUACACUGUGUCCCAUACAUGUACUGCUGUGUUGUUAUGUGGCGAGCCUACAGCUUUGUGACGUCACAGCUGAUGAAUGUUUGAUGCUGAUGCUGAGUAUCAUGCCAGCUCGCCAGCUCGCCUUGAUCUUGUCCUGCUACUUUUUCAUCCUAUCCAUUCUUGGAAUCCCGAACAUAGAAUAAUACCUGGUUUCUGGUUUAAAAAAAGAAAAAACAGAUGACCAUGGCCAUAACGUGGAAUAAUAUUUUUAUUUUCACAAGCAAGCCACUACUAGGGUUAAAAAAAAAAUCCCAUUAUUGCAUUAAAAAUACAAUAAAAUGAUGAUCACACCUGUUAGAGGAAUAUUGCAAGAUCCAAACAAUAAUGUUUGGAUCUUAUGUUAAGGCAUAAAUGUUAAUCAGACACUUCCUGCCGUUCUGUAUAGCAGUAUACAUAUACUGACUCCAUCUUCGAAUGCAUUGCUACUGUCCCUUGCCUGUCAUUUCAUUAACUUACAUCCACCAUUACUUUUUAUUCUUUGUACUUAAUCAAAAUGAAAAUAUAUAUAUAUUUGUGUUUUCCUUGCAUAAGGUUGUUAUAUAGCAUUGGCACAGCAUUCUUCAAGUCUGUACAAGAAAUAUGUUUAAAUUCUUGUUUGAAGCUUGCUGAAUUUGCUCAGAGAAAGGUCUCUGUUGUCAGUACACUCAAACUGUUUGAGCCCCUUUAACCCUCACCCACUUCUGUAUAAAUGUAUGG
Larimichthys crocea (large yellow croaker) is the source of this 4642-nucleotide messenger RNA. RefSeq names its product telomere repeat binding bouquet formation protein 1 (gene terb1). Gene Ontology annotation, molecular function: protein binding. Bases 372 to 2546 code for a protein of 724 amino acids. The record is from RefSeq and is a predicted model, not a curated record. Lineage: Eukaryota; Metazoa; Chordata; Actinopteri; Sciaenidae. Gene Ontology annotation, biological process: meiotic attachment of telomere to nuclear envelope; homologous chromosome pairing at meiosis. The transcript has 19 exons.